AUGGUUCGAUUUUCAAGCGUCGCGUGGGCACUUACCACGUUAAUCGGCGCAGGUGCAGAUUUCGUCUCGACGGAUUACGAAGGAUAUAACGAUGGAGAUUUGGGGCAUCGACCACACCUGGAAUUCCAUUCUAGCGACGAAUAUGCGCCAGUGUUACAAGCCAAUGUGUGGAAUCAGAGUGCGAUUUCAGAGACCGGUUCGCAUAUCUUUAUUAAACAUGAUGGCAAUGAUUCGUCACCACUUUCUUCGCCGCUUAUCAUCGACGCCAAUGAUCUAUCUGCCGUCUACAUGAACCGUACGUUCGAAAAUGUGUUCGGUACUCGCGUCCAGGAAGAUCGAGGGAAGAAGUACCUCACUUUCUGGGAGGGGCAGAAAGGCAAUGGAAUUGGGGAUGGGUAUGGACUUGCAUAUGAUGAGACAUAUACCCUGGUCUAUAAAGUUUGGGCACAGAAUCUCCAGGUGCACAGCGACUUGCACGAGUUUGCGUUUACGGGGAAUGGAACUGCGCUUGUGACCGGCGUGGACAAGGUGACUAAACAAAACAGUGAUUUCGAUCCGAGUUGGGAGACUCCUGAUCGUUUCGAGGUUCUGGAUGCUCUCUUUCAAGAGCUUGAUCUUGAAACAAACGAGGUGCUUUUCGAAUGGCGCGCGCUGGAUCAUGUUAAUCCUAUGGAGUCAUAUGAGCCGCGAGGUCUGACUGGGUGGGAUGCGUACCAUAUGAACAGCAUUCAAAAGACCGAAGCCGGCAAUUAUCUCAUCUCAAUGCGCCAUACGCACUCUAUCUUGCUCAUCGACGGCAAGACGGGCGACAUCAUCUGGACACUGGGUGGUCGCCAAAACAAUUAUAUCGAAUUACCCCCGAGCAACGAGACCGAGGGCGCUGAACCGAUUCUCAGCAUGGCUUGGCAACACCAUGCACGUUAUGUACCUGGGACGAACGAGAUGGAGAUGACUCUAUUCGACAACCACGUUGAAGAAACGACGCACGGCGUCUGCGAUACGGAGUGCUCGCGCGGCUUGCACAUCGCCAUCAACGACACCGCAUCACCACCGACCGUCAAGCUUCUCCACGAAUACCGGCAUCCGUCGUCACUGCAGGCACAAAGCCAAGGAAAUGUACAGGUUCUCUCGCAUGCAGCCGGAGACAAAGACAUCGGCAAUGUGUUUAUCGGGUGGGGAAGAUGUCCUACGUUCACGGAACAUAGUGCCACAGGCGAGACGGUGAUGGAUGUGCAGUUUUCGCCGUGGCAUAGCAAGGAGAUCCCCGAUGCAUUGGAUAAUUACCGUGCGUAUAAGAUGGACUGGGCUGCCACUCCAUGGUGGGAUCCGUCCAUUGCGCCACGCAUGAGUCCAAAGGGCGAGCUCGUCGUCUACGUUAGCUGGAACGGAGCGACGGAGGUGGCAGAGUGGGUGGUGAGAGGUAUUGAGACGGGACGAUCAUUGAACUCGAAAGGCGAUGUGGUGACGAGAUCAGUGCGCACGGGCUUUGAGACCAAAUUGAUGAUUAUUGAGGAAAAGAAGAGUUGGCGAUACAUCUGGGCUGAGGCCUUGGAUGUGAAUGGAAAGAUUCUUCGGUCGAGUCAGAUUGUGGACUUGGAUGGUGCCGCGCUACCCAUUGCCGUUGAUGCUUAUGACGAGACCAACUCCACUUUUGCUGGUUUCCUUGCUGCUGAGAGAGCCUCGAGACUGAAGGCGAAGCAUCAUGAGGGAUUGUCUAAAACGGGAAUCGCUUUGCUUGCUACUGGGCUGAGUAUUGCUGGCGUGUCUAUCAUUGCGGCCGCUGGGUUCUGGUGGUAUCGGAGCAGAGACUAUAAUCGCUUGGAAGCCGAAGACUUUGCUCUGGAGUCAGACAAGUUUGCGCUGGACUCUGACGAUGAGUAUAGUGAUGCCGGUGCCGAUGCUAAUGAGAGUGGUGAAGAUCAUGACAGGCAUGCUGAUUAUAGACGAUCAAGAGACGAGGAAAGCCAAGCUCUUGUCUCCAACGCUGAGGGCGGAGGAAAAUAG
This is a messenger RNA of Penicillium longicatenatum, 2004 nucleotides long. RefSeq names its product arylsulfotransferase. The record is from RefSeq and is a predicted model, not a curated record. The transcript has 2 exons. NCBI's taxonomy places the organism in Eukaryota, Fungi, Ascomycota, Eurotiomycetes, Eurotiales, Aspergillaceae. The coding region runs from base 1 to 2004 and encodes 667 amino acids.